AUGAAAUUGGCUGUGGCAGAGCGCAAGAGGAAGGGAAAAGCCAAGGAGGGUGAGGAUGAGGCAGGCGCUUCUGGGCAGAAUAAGGAUGAGGAGGGAGAGGAAGAGGAUGUGGAUGGGGAAGUGGGCGAAGAUCAGGAGCUCAUGGAGGAGGAACAGGAGGAGGAGGAUAACCCUUUCCUCUCGGACAUGAGGAUGUGGAGGAGCGGUAGCGCCAGCAGCGGCAGGGACACCGUGAUCCGGGCAAUAGAUAAAGCGGCCAUUCACCGCAUAUGCUCGGGGCAGGUGGUGCUGGACGUGGCAGGCGCGGUGAAGGAGCUGGUGGAGAACAGCCUGGACGCGGGGGCGACGAGUGUGGAGGUGCGCCUCAAGGACUUGGGCGCGGAGCUCAUUGAAGUGGCGGACAACGGCUGUGGGGUGGCGCCCCCCAACUGGCAGGCACUGACCCUCAAGUACCACACGUCCAAGAUCGCCCAUUUCUCCGACCUCCAAUCGCUCUCCUCCUUCGGCUUCCGAGGGGAAGCCCUCUCCUCCCUCUGCGCCCUUGCUGACGUCACCAUCACCACACGCACCGCCAACGAGCCAAUCGCAACGCGCCUGGUGUUCGACCAUGGGGGAAAGCUUCUGCCCGGCCCUCGGGAACAGGUUGCCCGGGCAGUCGGAACGACGGUCAGCGUGGCGAAGAUUUUCUCGCCGCUGCCCGUGCGGCGGCGGGAGUUUGAGCGGAACGUUCGGCGCGAGUUUGCGAAGCUGGUGAGCGUGCUGCAGGCGUACUGCGUGGUGUCCGCAGGUGCGCGCAUCCUCUGCACCAAUCAGAGCGGGCGGAGCAGCGCGCGCACCACUGUGGUGCAGACAGCUGGCACGGGGUCGAUGCGGGAGAACAUCAUCGCUGUCUUUGGCGCCAAGGCCGCUGCGGGCCUCGACCCCGUCGACAUCACCUUCCCUCUCUCCCCUGCUGCCGCCGCCGCUGCCCCUCCUGCUCCUGCUACUCCUUCUCCCACUGCUACCAGUGCAGCUGCCACUGCCUCUGCGCCGCUACCAGCCUCCUGCUGCCGAGUAACCGGGUUUCUAUCAAGGCCAGGAGCAGGCAGUGGGAGGUCAGCGGGCGACCGGCAGUUCUUCUUCCUCAACGGCCGCCCAGUGGACUUGCCGCGCCUCUCAAAGCUGCUCAACGAGCUCUACCGCUCCUUCAACUCCCUGCAGUUCCCCGCCGCUUUCCUAAACGUUUCACUUAGCGCGGACGCGUAUGAUGUGAACGUGACCCCCGAUAAGCGCAAGGUGUUUUUGCAUUCGGAGGCGGCGCUGCUGUCGGGGCUGAGAGCGGCGUUAUCGGAGUUCUAUUCUCCGGAUAGGUAUGUUUACCGAGCCGCGCCGGCUGGUUCGGUGGGGAAGGAGAUUGAGGAACGGGCGAGGAGGGAGGCUGGGGAGAAGGGAGGGGUGAGAAGGGGUGUGGGAAGAGGGGUAGAGGGUGGGGAGGAUGAGAGGGAGGGUGGUGAAGAGGGAGAGGAGCGGGAGGAGGGGAGGAGGAAGCGAGUGAGGGUGAGUGGUGAUAGUGGUGAUGGUGCUGCUGCUGGUGCAAGGGGGGGUGGUGAAAUAGGGGAUGCUGAUGAUGAUGGGAGGGGGGGCGGGGGAGAUGAGUUGAACGGGGAUAUGGAUGGGGAUGGGCUGAUGGAGGAGGCGGCAGAAGGCGGGGAGGAGGAGGAAGGGGAGGGCGACAGAAGGGAGCCUCUACAUCAGUUUGAGCGCAGGAAGGAAGGAGACAAAGCAAUGCUAGGGGUAGCAGUGGGUGAAGCAGCACAUGAGGGGGCAGUGGGGGGGUUGGCAAGGGAAACAGGGGAAGUAGUAGGAGGGCGAGGAGAAGCCCGCAAGGUAGCAGCAGUAGGGUCAGGAGGAGCAGGGGGCACAGCAGGUGGUGCAGCAGGAGCAGCAGGGGCAGCAGGAGGGGGUGCUGGCAUGCUGCAGUGGAGCGAGAGCAAGGCGGCCGCCAUGCGCCGACUGCUGCUCAUGAGCCCCCAGGGCAAAGGCAAGGCCAAGGGCAAGGCCUUGGGUUUGGGUAUUGGUGUGGGUGGGGUUGGGGGUGUGCGUGUGGGUGUGAGUGAGGGCAGAGGCGGAAGUGUGGAGUGUGUUGGCGGCACAGCAGACCGGAUCUCGUUGUCUCGGGGGGCAGUGGGUGGAAGGGAGCAAGCGCGUGCGUGGCAGGGGUAUGAGACGCGACACAAGGCAGCUGCUGAGCGGGAGAGAGACUGGCAGAGAGCGCAGCGAGAGGAGGAAGAGGAAGAGGAAGCAGAAGCGGAAGCGGAAGAGGAAGAGGAAGACGAAGAGGAAGUGUCAAAGAAAGAAGAUGCGGAAGAGGAGGAAGAGGAGAGGGAGUGCGAAGGGGCUAAUGUGGGCAGAAGGGAUGGCAGCAGCAGGGCACUGAGGGGAGAGGGGCAGCGAUCCCUGAGGGGGGUUGCUUCUCAGGCGCAAGGGAAGGGAAUGGGGGGGGUGGGGAGGGAAAGGUCGAGGGGGGAGAUCAGCGGAGGGGUGGAAAGGGCGCGGGGAGGUGCGGAUGGGAGACAGGCAGGGCUUGAUGCGUGGCUGGGGAAGGGGACUGGGGGAGGAAGCGGAAGAAAAGGGGGUAGAGUGGAUGGGGGGCAUGUGAGGGAGAGAGCUGGGGGGAAGGUUUGGGCGGAGAAGGGUGGGAAGGAUUUGAAGCGGUUAGUGGUGGAGAGAGAGGAGGAUGAGAAGGGGGAUGAUGAGAGGGAGGAGGAUGAGAGAGAGGAGGAUGAGGAUAGUGAGGAGGUAAGGGAAGUGGAGCAGGUAAGUGGGGAGGGAGGAGGAAUGCAAGUGGAAAGGAGUGGGAGGCACGAUGAGGAAAGGAAUGAUGCUACCCAAUGUGGGGUUGAUGGUGCCUUGCAGGAGGCAACCCGAGAUGAGUGGGCAGGUAAAAAUGUUCUGGAUCUGCCCUUGAUGACUCAAGAAAUGACCCAGGCCGACCUGCCCGAACUGAUGGGUUCACAACUGCUGCCCGGUACCCAGUUGGCAGGGCAGCAGGAAAGGUUUGCGGAGGCGGUGGCAGAGGGGGCAGGGAAGGGGAGAUGUUGCGGUGGGCACACAGGGGAGUUGGAAGAGGGCGAGGGACAAGAGAGAAGCCAAGGAGGGGAGAGGAUAGAAGGAAUAAUGGCGGAAGAGGGGGCUGCGUUGGGUACGAACCGAGUGGCAUGGUCAGGGGGGGGGUGGGAGGUGAAGGGCGGAGAGGGCAGCGUGCAAGUGCAAUUCGACAUGAGACGCGUGCAGCAGGUGUGGCGGCGACGAGCUGAGAUGCGGGAGAGAGAGGCGAGGGAGGAGAGAGCAGGGAGGGAGGGGAGAAAGGGAGUGGGAGGGAGCAGCAGGGGCGAGAGGCAGAGUAGUUUUGCAGCAGCGUCGGUGGCAGAUGGUGCGGGUAACGCUGCACACAGCAGUGGUGGAAGGAAGAUUCAGCAGGGCGAGGGGGAGGGCAAGGAGGCGGCAUUGGAGGCGGCAGCGAGGGAGUUAGAGAGGCGGUUUGACAAGCGCGACUUUGCAAGCAUGGCCGUGAUUGGCCAGUUCAACCUUGGGUUCAUCAUUGGACGGCUGGGAUCUGAUCUCUUCAUCGUGGAUCAGGUACAGCGUGUCUCUUAG
Molecule: messenger RNA, 3636 nt
Organism: Closterium sp. Naga37s-1
Lineage: Eukaryota; Viridiplantae; Streptophyta; Zygnematophyceae; Desmidiales; Closteriaceae
Source: the annotation of a GenBank genome assembly